CGGCAGGCAGGCGGCGCGUGCGGCAAGGCCACUACACGACCUCAGCAGCUCGCUCAAGACAGACAGGCAUGAGGGUUCUCCUGCUCCUUUGCUGCCUUCUGGCGGUGACCUCGGCGGCGCCGCAGUUCUUCUUCCGGCCGCGGCCGGGUCAAGCCAGUGGCGGCGCCCAGAGCUCAGUGACCAGUGGCACCAGCUCCGGCACCCAGAUCUCAUCCUUGCAAGCCAGCGCCGGGGGAUCCGCUAGCGGCAAUGCAUCCAGCUCUAACUCCGCCAGCGCUGUGAGCAGCAGCAGCAACGGCUUCUUUGGCAGCUCGCAGACCUCCAACACCAACGCCCAGUCCAACCAGCAGACCGGCAGUAACGGCUUCAACAACAAUUUCGGCAACUUCGGUAACUCCAACCGCUUCACCAGCUUCAGCUCCAGCAACAGGAGGCCGGCGGGGAACAAUAGACGCCCGUGCCGCCGCUGCGGCUGAGAACUGCGAGGUCACGCGCUGUGUGUGACGAGCCAUGCGCUCCCAGUACGGGGCAGCAGCCGUGCCGCUGCAUGCAACCCUCAGGCCGAUGUAAGAAUGGCGUCAGGCGCUUCCGCCAAUUCGUUGACUGGAUGUGACCUGCCGUGCAGUGGCGUGACUUGUACAUAAAAAUGUUGAUG
Molecule: messenger RNA, 655 nt
Organism: Pollicipes pollicipes
Lineage: Eukaryota; Metazoa; Arthropoda; Thecostraca; Pollicipedomorpha; Pollicipedidae
Product: secreted protein C
Exons: 3
Coding region: 69-476 (135 amino acids)
Source: RefSeq, a predicted model, not a curated record